Molecule: messenger RNA, 2791 nt
Organism: Prunus persica (peach)
Lineage: Eukaryota; Viridiplantae; Streptophyta; Magnoliopsida; Rosales; Rosaceae
Product: pentatricopeptide repeat-containing protein At3g21470
Exons: 1
Coding region: 588-2216 (542 amino acids)
Biological process (GO): RNA modification
Molecular function (GO): protein binding; RNA binding
Source: RefSeq, a predicted model, not a curated record
GCAAAGAAACAAAUAUGAGACUUGUCGCAACAUCUCUCUGUUUUCUCUUCAAAGUAUUCUCUGCAAAAGAGUGAAGAACAAAAAACGCCACCAUGUCAUUUGAAAUUGUAGAACAAAACCUAAUACAUUUUAUCAAACACCUACCCUGCGAGUUAACCAUGCGAGCAAACACCUACCUUUGUCUUGGAGUUGCAGAAACUGUUGUUCUUGAUAACCAAUGAAAACAGGGAAAUUAUAAUCGAGAAUCCAAGAAAGAUGGAGGGUAUUCAAUCCACAUCCUUGACCUCAUCAAUUUGCAGCAACGUUGCCUGAUUACAAGUUGGUGGAACCCAACACCCAAUUGAGAUGGACCAAAGUCGUUUGCCAGGGAGAAAAGGGAACUUGCAAACCAAUACCCAAUUCAAUAAACCAAAGUUAUAGCCAAUCACAAAUGGCUCAGACUCCAUGAACAACUUCGACUCAAAGUUGGGUUUUUGGGGGUUAAACGUUUCUGGGUAUCAUGAAAGUUUGAGGAUUUGGUGACAAAAAAUCAAUAUUUUUCAAUUAUUUUUCUGGGGCGUAUUUUUUGUGGGUUUUAGCUUGGUUUCAUGGCCUUAUCCAUGUCUGGUGUCUCAAAUCAAAAGCACGUCAAACAAAGACAUGAGUUCUUCCGCAAUACAAAUUCAAAUCUAAGUCCUGCAAAUUGGUCUUUCCUUAUACGAAAUCACCUCUCUCAAGGAUCACCUAGACAAGCGCUUCUGGUUUACACCCGAGUUCGGCAUCAAGGAAUCUACAUUGUAGGCCUACUCCCUUUGAUUCUCAAGGCUUGUGCUUCUCUUUCCUCCAUAAAUCAUGGGAAGGCAUUGCACGCAGAGUCUAUCAAGUCUGGUAUGAAUUGUGAUGUGUUGGUUGGUACCUCGUUAGUUGACAUGUAUGCGAAAUGCGGGGAUGUUUUUGAGUCCCGGAAAGUGUUUGAUUAUAUGCCUGAGAAAAAUGUGGUGGCUUGGAAUGCAAUAAUUGGAGGGUACUUGAGAAGUGGGGAUACAGCGUCUGCAGUUUUCUUGUUUGAGAAGAUGUCAAUGCGGACAUCUGUGACUUGGAUUGAGAUGAUCGCUGGGUUUGCGCGAAGUGGGGACACUGUGACUGCUAGGCGGUUCUUUGAUCAGGUUCCACCUGAGUUGAAGAACGUGGUUACGUGGACUGUGAUGGUUGAGGGGUAUUGUAGCAAUGGGAAGAUGGAGGCAGCAAGGGAAGUUUUUGAGGCAAUGCCACAGCGCAAUUUCUUUGUGUGGUCAUCAAUGAUUUCCGGGUAUUGCAAGAAAGGUGAUGUUAGGGAGGCCAAGUUCAUCUUUGAUAGAAUCCCAGUCCGGAACUUGGUGAACUGGAAUUCUUUGAUAUCCGGGUAUGCACAAAAUGGAUUUUCUGAGGAGGCUUUGAAAGCAUUUGGGAAGAUGCAAGCAGAAGGCUUUGAGCCAGAUGAAGUUACUGUUGUGAGCGUUUUAUCUGCAUGUGCUCAGUCUGGGCUUUUAGAUGUUGGCAAGAAUAUACACGAUAUCUUAGGUCAUAAAAGGAUAAAGCUUAGUCAGAUUGUUCUGAAUGCACUUGUAGACAUGUACGCAAAAUGUGGUGAUUUGGUCAAUGCAAGGUUGAUCUUUGAGGGGAUGACUGAGAGGAACAGUGCCUGUUGGAAUGCUAUGAUUUCAGGUCUGGCCAUUCAUGGACAGUGCAAGGAGGCUCUUGAACUAUUUCACAGAAUGGAAGAUUCAAAUGAAAGGCCUGAUGACAUAACCUUUAUUUCUGUUCUGUCGGCUUGUGCGCAUGGAGGUUUAGUGGAUGAAGGCAUAGAAACUUUCUCCAAGAUGGAGAAAUAUGGUUUGGCAACAGGGAUUAAACAUUAUGGAUGCCUGGUUGACCUUUUGGGACGGGCAGGAAGAUUAAGAGAGGCUUAUGCUUUAAUCAAGAGAAUGCCAAUCAAACCCAAUGGCAUGGUUUGGGGGGCUAUGCUGGGGGCUUGCCGGAUUUAUAUGGAUAUGGAGAUGACUGAACAGGUAGUAAAGGAUAUUGGCACCCUAGAUUCAAAUAUUGGGUCGGGUGAUAAUUUACACUAUGUGCUUCUGUCAAAUAUUUAUGCUGCUUCCGAUAGAUGGGAGACGGCUGAAAGGACAAGGAUUGCCAUGGUAAAUGAAGGCUUUCAAAAGACACCUGCUCACAGUGCAUUUGUGACCAGCGGCACAUAGCAUGUCUUUCGUGUGCCUCUUCUUGGUAAAUCAUUGCUCUGUGGCAGAUCAUGACCACUAAGCAAUUACCAAAAUUGAUUCAAAUCAUAAGCGCAACUCGAACAUACAAAUUGUGCGGUGGCUUAAGACGAGAGGAUUUUGCAUGAUGGUAGCUGCCGUCCCAUUAGUUCAUGUCAGAGUAGAGUUGACUGAGUUAAUUUUGGUGAUAAAACAAGAUGCUUAGUUCCAAUGAAAUUAGACACCAGUUGCUCAAACAACCUGAUAUAAUGUGCAAAGAAUUGAUUGGCAUCAGAAUGUCAGGCUCAACCAUUGUUAAAAACAAAAGUGGAGUCCUCAAAUCUUGGAUUAUUUAGGCAUUGAAUAAAACAGGAGUGGCAGCAGCUUCUGGAUACUUCUGAACAUGAAAUCACUGCAAGGGUUCUUAAAAAGCCUUUAGCAAAAUGGAUUUUGCACAUUCAACACAAUUGUGCUGGUUUUCAGUUACAUAGAACUCGUUUACGCUGCAGAGACUUUCUUUCUUUUCCCCUCAUUGUGUAUAUUACAAGUAUGAAAAUCAAAAUGAAGAACUUUAUCUU